Molecule: messenger RNA, 627 nt
Organism: Arabis nemorensis
Lineage: Eukaryota; Viridiplantae; Streptophyta; Magnoliopsida; Brassicales; Brassicaceae
Source: the annotation of a GenBank genome assembly
AUGGAUCAACCCGACCCGACAAAUCCCUCCGGUCUAAUCCUCUCCGCCACUGAAUCGAUUCGGUCGUUUCUCGACCUGGCCUCCGGUGAUCUUCGUCUCUCCGACGAACUCAGAGGAAUCGCUUCUGAUCUGCGCUCGAGGAACACCGUUCCCUACAAAUUGCUUCGCGCCAUAUGGGCCGGAUCCGAUCCCUCGACCAGACCGGAUUUGUCGGGACUUUUCUCCGGCUCCGAUUUCGUCUUCACCAGUCCCAAACCGAGGGAAAAGAGCGAAGAACUGAAACUGAGAUUACUGAAGCUGAGAGAGAUUGCAGAGAGGAAGGAGUAUGCUGAGCUUGUUAAAGAUAUAACACCUAGGAAGCAAGUCGAAGAGCCUUUCUCGUCUUACAAAGACCAGCUCGGUUUUGGUUUACACGUUGGUCUUACCAUGUUCACUGGAUAUUUGGUUGGAUACGCUUCUUUCAGAGCUUUGUUCAACCGCAACCCCGCUCUGAGUGCCGCUGGUGGGAUUCUUGGACUAGUUUUGGCGAUGCUUGUCGAAACGCUUCUCUUUAUAAUCAAAACGUCUAAAGAUGAUCAGGUUCAGAGCGCUAAAUCAUUCACUCCCACUACUAAGAAGAAUCAAUAG